Molecule: messenger RNA, 1101 nt
Organism: Colletotrichum siamense
Lineage: Eukaryota; Fungi; Ascomycota; Sordariomycetes; Glomerellales; Glomerellaceae
Gene: tal-1
Product: Transaldolase
Exons: 4
Coding region: 1-1101 (366 amino acids)
Biological process (GO): pentose-phosphate shunt, non-oxidative branch; carbohydrate metabolic process
Cellular component (GO): intracellular anatomical structure
Molecular function (GO): transaldolase activity
Source: RefSeq, a predicted model, not a curated record
AUGGGAAGCAAAGGCGCCAUGACCUGGCUCGACAAGCUCGAGGAGCAGCUCAACGUUGACGUCGAUUGGAUGGACCCUGAGUACAUCAAGAGCAUGCCCAUCGUCCCUCACGACCAGACCAGCAACCAAUUGUGGGUGGACAUCCAGCUCGGUGAUGCUUCGAACAGGGACAUGUUCCUCGAGACUGCGAAAGAGCUGAAGAAUGAGGGUUGGCUUGCCAUCUAUACGCGCAUGGCCGUCCUCAUGUGCAAGAAAAACAUCAACUCCAUUCGCGGCCGUGUCUUGCUGCAGACCCUUCCCUCAAACGCGUUCAAGACACAAGAGACCCUUGAGCACGCCCGCCUCUACGACCGUGAGUUCGCCCGAGCAGGCAUCGGACGCGAUAGAUAUUGCAUCAAGAUCCCCUCGACCGGCCCUGCCCUCAACGCUGCCAAGAUCCUGUCUUCUGAGGGAAUCCCGACGCUGGGCACAGCCCUCUUCAGUCUCCCCCAGGCCAUCGCCUGCAGCCAGGCCGGCAUGCUGUACAUCAGCCCGUACUAUAAUGAGGUGAGAGCUCAUGACGAGCCAGACACUCUCUGGCCCAACGUCGAGGAUCCUGCGACGCAGCACCCCAUGUCCGCCCGCAUUGUCCAGAUCAUCGAGACAUACAAGCGUCUGUACAAGGAAACCGGCAAGGAACAGCCUUUGGUAAAGAACGCCAGCUUCAUCUCCGCGAAGGAAGCCAUGGCAGCAGGCGAAAUGGGCUGCCAUUCCGCCACCAUCUCACACACCGUCCUCGACCAGCUGGCCAAGCUUGAGUACGAUGGCACCAAGCAGCCCGGCGAGGGUACGCCUAAGCCGGUGCACGUAUACAAGAACGCCGGGCCUUGCCCUGAGCGUCUCAAGAAGCUUGCCAAUGUCGAUCCCUUGGCGGCUGCUGAAUGGGACGGCAAGCUUGCAAGCACCGACAUUGACUAUCUGGCCAAUGGAGGUGCUGAACUGACGAAGGCUAUUGAAGCUGACCCCAUCUCCACGACUCGCCUUGCAGACGCCCUAAAGCUCUUCAUCGGUGGUGAGGAGAGAAGCAAGGCCAAGGUUGAGGAGGUCCUUAAGCAGAUCUAA